Messenger RNA from Aspergillus terreus NIH2624, 1938 nucleotides. RefSeq names its product signal recognition particle receptor subunit alpha. NCBI's taxonomy places the organism in Eukaryota, Fungi, Ascomycota, Eurotiomycetes, Eurotiales, Aspergillaceae. Gene Ontology annotation, molecular function: signal recognition particle binding; GTP binding; ATP hydrolysis activity. The record is from RefSeq and is a predicted model, not a curated record. Bases 1 to 1938 code for a protein of 645 amino acids. Gene Ontology annotation, biological process: SRP-dependent cotranslational protein targeting to membrane. The transcript has 3 exons. Gene Ontology annotation, cellular component: endoplasmic reticulum membrane; signal recognition particle receptor complex.
AUGUUGGAAGCUUUCGAGAUUUUGACCACAUCAGGUGUGGUUUUAUGGUCCAAAUCCUACGCUCCUGUUGGAGCCCACGUCGUCAACAGCCUUAUCAACGACGUCUUCAUCGAAGAGAGAGUCCAACUUCAAGCGACGACCAACACCUCCCCCAUUUACAAAAAAGAGAAAUACACUCUCAAAUGGAAGCGAGUGAAGGAAUUCAAUUUGAUCUUUGUGGCCGUGUAUCAAUCUCUCCUCCACCUCGGUUGGAUCGACAAGCUUCUGGACAAUAUCUCAACCUUGUUCAUUGAUCUGUACAAAGACCAGCUGAAGAGCUCGCGCGCUCGGAUUGUCGAAUACCCCUUCGAGAAAUACUUCGACCAGCAGGUGCGCGAACUCGAGGAUAAUUCUGGCGCCAUCACUUCGGAGGGGUUCGUGGCCGAGACGGAGGACAAAAAGGAUCCGUUUGUCUCCUCUGAUAAUGGCGGACCGCCGCCGCCACACACACCUCACCUUCUGAGGGCGCAGCGUCAAGCUGCGCUAGGCGUGCCAACCUCGGAUGAUAGCACGCCCCCUCAAACUCCAGAUACAUCUCGUCCAUCGACCCCCGGAAGCCAAAUUUUGACUGCGAAGAGCGGUCCUGGUGGCCGUGUCUCCCGCCGCGCGCGGAAAGCCGCCAAUGCGAGCGCCCCCGUCUCAUCAGGCGACGAAACCAGCCGCAAGGGAAAGACGGCGAAGGGUGGAAAGACAAUGCGCAAGUGGGAUGCGGACGGACUCGCCGACGAGGAUGAUGGGACGGUCCUCGAUUAUUCGGCUCCUGCGAAUGACGACGAGGCCGCCGCUCCUACUGUGGAAGCCGUCUCCCAAGACUCUUGGGGCCGGCGGACCGGUAAGGGACAAUUUGUCUUGAAAGACCUUGGUGACGAGGUCCACUCAAUUCUAGAGAACGCCGAUAACGAGAAGGCCAAGGCUUCCUCGUCCGGAUUCGUGGGAUCUGGCUUCAACGCUAUUGGUGGUCUUCUACGCAACAUUGUUGGUGGAAAGGUCCUCACCGAAGCAGACCUGGAGAAGCCGCUCAAGACGAUGGAAGACCAUCUACUGAAGAAGAACGUGGCGCGCGAGGCGGCCGUUCGGCUGUGCGAUGGAGUCAAACGCGAGCUGGUCGGCAAGAAGACGGCCAAUUUCCAGAGUGUGGAUGCAGCCUUGCAGCUAGCCAUGGAGUCAGCGUUGCGGAAGAUCCUCACUCCCACUUCUUCCCUCGACUUGCUCCGUGAGAUCGAUGCGGUGAGCUCGCCUACGACUAAGCAGCAAUCUCCGCGCCCGUAUGUGAUCUCGAUUGUGGGAGUGAACGGAGUCGGAAAGUCCACCAAUCUCGGCAAAAUCUGCUAUUUCCUCCUGCAGAACAACUACCGUGUUCUGAUCGCGGCCUGCGACACCUUCCGAUCUGGUGCUGUGGAGCAGCUGCGUGUUCAUGCCCGCAACUUGAAGGAGCUCAGCGCGCGGGAGAAUGUCGGCGAAGUCGAACUAUACGAGAAGGGAUACGGCAAGGAUGCAGCCAACGUGGCUAAGGAUGCGGUGGAGUACGGUGCGGCGAACAAGUUCGAUGUCGUCCUCAUCGACACCGCGGGUCGGCGCCAUAACGACCAGCGCCUGAUGUCAUCUCUCGAGAAGUUUGCGAAGUUUGCGAAACCGGACAAGAUCUUCAUGGUAGGAGAGGCGCUUGUCGGCACGGACAGCGUGAUGCAGGCCCGCAACUUCAACCAGGCCUUUGGAACGGGACGCAACCUCGACGGGUUUAUCAUUAGCAAAUGCGACACUGUCGGGGAUAUGGUGGGCACAUUGGUGAGCAUGGUGCAUGCUACUGGAAUUCCCAUCGUGUUCUUGGGUGUUGGUCAGCACUAUGGUGAUUUGCGCGGACUGAGUGUGCCCUGGGCGGUGAAUUUGUUGAUGAAGUAA